AUGUUCGCAUCCCUACGCCUCGGCCUGGCAGCCAGGCUAAUUCGUUCCCCCUUAUCUUUCGCGUUGUUGCGUGUGGGGCCCCUCGGCACCCCCAUUACUCUCGCGCGUCGGACGUUCUUGACCUCUGUUCAUGUCAACAAUCUCGCCGGAAGUAAAGCAGCAGAGAAAACGGGAAAGAAAGACAAGAAACUAACUAAGAAACCAGCUCGCCAAUCUGCAGUCGCGAAGAAGACGAAGAAAUCCACGAAACGAGCAGUUGCAAAGAAGAAGCCUGUCAAAAGUAAACCCAAGCAAGAGGAGGGUCCAAAGAUUGACAAGAAACUGCUUAAACCCCCCAAACGGCCUGCCUCUGCCUACGUUAAGUGGCAUGCGGAGCAUGUGAGACACAAUGUGAAGCCCAAGUCCUUGCACGAAUUGGCUGCAGCUACCCGUGAAAUUGCUGCCAUAUGGCAUGAACUUCCUGGUGAUGUCAAAGAGGGGUAUCAGCGGCGACGCAAAGAAGAAUUCUCAGCAUGGCAAAAGGAGUAUGAGCGAUGGUAUAAUGGUUUGACCCGUGAGCAGUUAAAGGCAGCGGAAAAACUCAACAAGAAGAAACGCACAUUUAGUCUUCACAGACCAGCAGAGCAACCUAAACGCCCGCCAACCUCAUACAUUCAAUUCUAUAUGGAUUUCAUGAGAGACCAUCCUGGACCUCUCAAAUUUGAAUUGAGUAAAGAGGCCGCAAAGGCAUGGAAAGCCCUUCCCGAGCCUACUAGAGACGAAUACAAACAACGCUAUGCUAGAGCACUUGAACAACACCACAAGAACUUGGAGACUUAUAAACGACAAUUCCCAUCGAACGCCGGUGCGGUCUGA
Molecule: messenger RNA, 855 nt
Organism: Marasmius oreades (fairy-ring Marasmius)
Lineage: Eukaryota; Fungi; Basidiomycota; Agaricomycetes; Agaricales; Marasmiaceae
Exons: 5
Coding region: 1-855 (284 amino acids)
Source: RefSeq, a predicted model, not a curated record